CUUCGCAGUUGCAAGUUGCAAGCAACAUAGCUACAUCGUUAAACCACGAAUUAAGUUACCAAGACGAGAGCACACUUGAUGGCAGAAAGAUGCCCCACGGUUCAGAAGAUCCCCGCAAGAAGUUUAUCCUGACCACAACAGGAAAUUUCUAUGGAGUAAAGCCUUCAUCAUCCCUGAAUGAAAGCCCAGAGCUGAAUAACUUCCUGGAUGAUGGAAAUGAAUUUGUCCUGUCUGUCAGCAGACAUGCCAAUGAUCUCCAGUUGUCAAAUAAGAUAGAAACACUGGGUAACAGCCAUGAGAAAGUUUUGGUGUUCUUCAAGCUUCAUCCAACAGUGAUCACUGAGGAUAAUCUUCAUCAUAUAGUCCUGGUGUCAUCCAUGCUAGAGUCUCCCAUCAACACCCUCUAUCAGGCUGUUAAACAGGUGUUUGCACCUGUGCUGCUAAAGGAUGAACACUGGCGUUCAUCAUUUGACCCUAAGUUGGCUGGCUUGCUGAGUGAGCUGGAACUGGGCCUUGGCUCUGUUGUUCGCCAAUGUGGAGCCCAACCUUCUGCUAAAAAGGGCCACAGGGAGGAUGACGUCCUGGGUAUCCUAACUCCCAGUGAUGAGUUCCAGUUUUGGGCAGAUCUCUCUGAGUCUGCUGAGAUGAGCAGCAUGAGAGAAAAAGAAAGGGCAACAUACUUCUAUGAGCAGUUCAAGCUCAUACAAAAGGAAUAUGGUGGUAUUGACAGCUUGACCAUGUUGGAUGUUUUGGACCUGGUGGAACAGAGCAGAGACACUCUCGAUGACAUUUGGAGGCAAACAGAUUUUGAGCCUUUUCUGGAGACUCGCAUGGUCCGACUCAUGGAUGUUAUCGGUGGAGCCUUGGGAAGAUACGUCCAGAGGAAGCUGAGUGGUCUUAAGAUUUUUGAGGAGCCAUUUGCAAUGGUGGGAGAAAAUAUCAGAACAGGAGUCUCCAUCUGUGAGCAGUGGGUGGCAGUCUGUGAGCAUUUGACUGGACAGGUUUGGAAAAGACAUGCUCCACAUCCCUGGAAGGGAAACAAACUCUGCCCACAAACUGUUCACUGUCUUGGCCAAAGACUGAACGAGGUGGUGACUCUGCGUAUAGUUCAUGAGAAACUGCUGUGCUUGCUGCCAGGAGGAAAGCAGCAGGCUCUGACUUUAGAUCGUGUGUUUGAACCUUUCUCUGGACUCAACCCUUUGCAUUACAACCCUUAUACAGAGCCUCUUUGGAGAGCAGCAGUGACUCAGUUUGAGCGGCUAAUAGCUCCGUCAGAGCGGGAAGUGGCCAGUCGACUGAAGAGUUACAUUGCUGAUGUGCAGGACAACCCACAACAGCUACUGCAGGUGUUCCAGAAACAUAAGCAGUUGAUCAGACGUCCCACUAUCAGCAAAGAGCUGCAGUCAGAGAGAGAGACUCUACUGGCCAGACUACUAGAUUACAACAAGGGCUUGAAGAGUGACUUUGAAAACCGUUGCCAUGGAGAACCUGGAGACAAGUCUGGCCCACUCAUUGGCAGGAACCUUCCUGAGGUGGUCAACAAAAUAGUUUGGGUGCGACAGCUCUUCCAAAAGGUGGAAGACUCUGUCCGCAUUGCAGAGGCCCUGCUUUCAGAUCUGUCUGGGUUCAAGGGUUUCUUGCACUUCUGUGAUGACCUGCUGGAAGUUCUGAGGGCGUAUGAACAGGAGCAGUUUGAGGACUGGUCAAGGGACAUACUGUCUGGAGUGGCUGACCCAAAGUCAGGGAUCAGUCUUCAGGCCAGUAACCGUGUGGUGGACCUGGACAAUGUAGAUGGCAGGCUGAAGAUCCAGUACUCGGACAGGCUUGUCAGUCUGCUCAGGGAGGUCAGGCAGCUUUCUGCUUUAGGCUUUCCCAUCCCAGCUAAGAUACAGCAGGCUGCUAACACAGCAGACAAAUUCUACAGACAAGCCAUUAUCCUGAAACAGGUGGCCCAUUUCUACAACACUAUUGACCAGCAGAUGAUUCCCUCUCAGAGGCCUAUGAUGUUGAGUCUUGCGCUGGCUUUUGAACAGGUCAUCAAGAAUCCUCGUUCCCAGUCAAAGGAAUCAGGGGGUAAAUUGCAGAUUACCUGGGAUAACCCCAAAGAGUUAGAGGUUUAUAUCACCAAGCUGCAAACAGCUGCUGAGAAGCUUUCCACCGAGAACAGGAAGUUACGAAAAUGGCACACAGACUUCGUUGACAAGGUGGUGACACUAAUGAAUGUUGAUCUUCUGAGGCAUCAGCAGCGGUGGAAGGACGGCCUUCAGGAGCUCCGUACUGGCUUUGCUGCUCUCGAGGCUCAGGGCUUCAGGCCUGAUGACAUGCAGGCUUGGCGUCAGCACUGGAACCAUCAGCUAUACAAGGCUCUAGAGCACCAGUAUCAGACGGGGCUGGAAGCUCUGAACAAGAACUUGCCUGAAAUACACAUAGACCUCGUUUUCAAGCAGGGGCGUUUACAGUUCCGUCCACCAUUUGAGGAGGUUCGAGCGCGAUAUUUCAGAGAGAUGAAGCGUUUCAUCUCAAUCCCAAACCAGUUCAAAGGGGUCAGCAUCCAGGGGGAGGAGCUUAUCUUCAACGUCAUGAUUGAUAGAAACGCCUCUGGCUUCCUAACCAUUUUCAGCAAGGCUGAGGACCUCUUUAGCCGCCUACAAGCUGUACAAGACAAGUUCAAGGAGUGGGUGGUACUGGGCCAGGUGGACUUAGAGAAAUUAGUAGAGAAGCAUCUGACUUCUGUCCAGGACUGGGAGAGAAAUUUCAAGGCAUUGAAAGCCAGAGGGAAAGAUUCAGAGCGUCUACCCAGUGAGGAAAAAGUAGAUUGUAUUACAGUCAACUGUGAGCCUGUAAAAACCAUCAUUGAUGACCUGAUCCAAAGGUUGUUUGACAUGCUGCUCCUGUCACUCAGGAAGUCCAUACAAGGCCACACACAUGCAAUAGAUAGCUUUGUGUCAGAAUCAAUGGAGGCCCUGUCCACACGACCAGAAAGCAUGGAAGAAAUUGGCACGGCCAAAGGCACAUAUAGCCAGAUAUUCGGCCGCAAGCCUGAAAUCCUGCCUCAGUUCCAGAGUGCUGAGGAGAAAAACCGCCUGCUGCGUGCUGUGGCUGGAGCUGGUUUGGACUCUCUGUCCUCCUUGAGGGCCAAAUGGGACAAACUAGAGCUUGUCCUGGAAAGCCACCAGCUCAUGAUCAAAGACCAGGUUGAGGUAAUGCGAAGUCAUGCUACAGGUCAUAUUAGCGCCUACAGGACAGAUCUGGAGCGAUUUAAGGCACGCUGGGAUCAGUUUAAACCAAAAGAUGAGGUCCUUGAGACUGGUGAUCAUGCUGCCCUGCUUGGGUGUCUUCAGACCAUCAAAGACAAGCAGCAGGAGUUCCAGGAGCUAGAGCUUGUUCGUAACAAACUGCUUGAGGACUGCACUUAUUUUGAUCUGGAGCCCCCAGAUUUCUCUCUGGCAGAAGAGACCAAAAGAGACAUGGAGGAGUGCAGCCAGAUGUGGGGUCUGUAUGAGGAGUGGCAGCAAGGCUUCACAGAGAAGGCUCAGGAGGACUGGAUCACAUUCAGGAGUAAGACAUAUCUAUUUGAGGAGUUUUUGCUUACGUGGCAGGACAGAUUAAGGAAACUAGAGCAACCUACUGCCAUGUCUGUUAAACUACAAGGAGAGGUGGACAAAUACAAGAACAUGCUGCCUGUGCUGAAGUACGUACGUGGGGAAAACCUGUCGCAGGACCAUUGGCUUGACAUGUUCCGUUUGUUGGGUCUUCCUCGAGGGACGACCUUAGAAAGACUUACCUUUAACGAUCUUCUUAGUGUGGCAAAUACCAUCACAGAGAGGGCACUGGAGCUCAAGGAUCUGAACAGUCGUGCUCAGGCAGAGGUGACAAUCAGAGAAGCUCUUAGAGAGCUGGAUUUGUGGGGAGCUGCAGCUGUUUUCACCCUCACUGAGUACACAGACAGCAGUGGGCGGACCCUUACCCUCAUCAAGGACUGGAAGGACAUUGUCAACCAGGUGGGAGAUAACCACUGUCUGCUGCAGUCUCUGAAAGACUCACCCUACUAUCGCAGCUUCCAGGACAAGGUCAGUCUAUGGGAGGUUCGUCUGUCAGACUUAGAUGAGUACCUGCUUAGUCUGAAUGCCAUUCAGAGGCGCUGGGUUUAUCUGGAACCCAUUUUUGGACGAGGAGCGUUACCUCGAGAGGAGGCCCGGUUCAAACGGGUUGAUGAAGACUUUAGGUGUAUAAUGUCAGAUAUCCAGAGAGACAACAGAGUUGUUUCUCUGAGCUCAAGAGCUGGCAUCAGAAACUCCCUGGUUACCAUACUAGAUCAGCUGCAACGCUGCCAAAAGUCACUCAACGAGUUCUUGGAGGAGAAGCGCUCUGCCUUCCCACGGUUUUACUUUAUAGGAGAUGAUGAUCUUUUAGAGAUUCUGGGGCAAGCAACCAACCCAAGCGUCAUCCAGUCGCACCUCAAAAAACUCUUUGCAGGAAUCCACAGUGUUGUUUUUGAUGAACAGUGCCAGCACAUCAUCGCCAUGUGUUCUUUGGAGGGAGAAGUAGUGCAGCUCAGAAAUGUUGUGCGCAUCUCCAGCCUUGUCGAGGGGUGGUUAAGUGAGCUGUCUGCUGAAAUGAAGGACACUUUGAAGCACCUGUUAUAUGAAUGUCUGUUGGUGGGGAGGAAAGGAGAGGUAGACCCGUCACGCUACCCAUCACAGAUUUUGUGUCUUGCUGACCAAAUCCAGUUUACUGAAGAUGUGGAAAGAGCUAUAAAAGAACAAAACUUGCAGCAGCUGGAGCUAGAGCUUAAUAGUAAACUGGAGCACUACACCACUGUGGACACCAGCUCUGACGACCAUCCUAACACAGAGUCCAGCAUCCUACAGCUGAAACUGAAGGCCUUGAUCCUGGAUAUCAUCCACAACAUCAGUGUGGUGAAGCAGCUUAACCAGACAGGUGUUACCAGUACAGAUGACUGGGCCUGGAGGAAACAGCUCCGCUUCUACAUGGGACCAGACAAAUGCUGCCAUAUACAUAUGGUGGAUGCACAAUUCAGCUAUACUUAUGAGUACCAGGGGAAUGCGGCAAAGCUGGUGCACACUCCGCUGACUGAUAAGUGCUACCUGACUCUGACCCAGGCCAUGAAGAUGGGUCUUGGUGGGAACCCCUAUGGGCCCGCUGGCACAGGCAAGACCGAGUCAGUCAAAGCUUUAGGGGGCCUCUUCGGGCGUCAGGUGUUGGUGUUCAACUGUGAUGAGGGUAUCGAUGUGAAGUCAAUGGGACGAAUUUUUGUAGGGCUGGUGAAGUGCGGCGCUUGGGGCUGCUUUGAUGAGUUUAACCGUUUAGAAGAAGCGGUUCUGUCUGCAGUUUCCAUGCAGAUUCAGGCCAUUCAAGACUCCCUUAAACAUCACAAAAACACAUGUGAACUGCUGGGAAAAGAGGUGGAAUUGGACCCAAACUCUGGAGUGUUCAUCACUUUGAACCCAGCAGGAAAGGGCUACGGAGGCAGGCAGAAGCUUCCAGACAAUCUGAAGCAGCUGUUCAGACCGGUGGCCAUGAGCAGGCCAGACAAUGAGCUCAUUGCUGAAGUUAUCCUCUACUCAGAGGGGUUUAAAAAUGGAGAGAUCCUGGGCCGAAAAUUGGUUGCAAUUUUCAACCUGGCCAGGGAGUUGUUGACACCCCAGCAGCACUAUGACUGGGGUCUACGUGCUCUGAAGACUGUUCUAAAGGCCUGUGGCAGUCUCCUGCAGCAACAGAGGAAAACUCUCAACAAGGAGAAGAUCCAGGAGAGUAGUCUGGUGGUGCAAGCAUUGAGACUGAACACCAUGUCCAAGCUGACGUUUGCAGACAGCUCUCGGUUCGAUGCUCUGGUCAGAGAUGUCUUCUCUGGGAUUAAUUUCACUGACGUAGAGGACCAGAUACUAAUGCACGCAUUAGAGCAAGUCUACAAGGAGGCACAACUUGAACUUAUACCAAGCCAGCUGAAGAAGGCAUUGGAGCUGAACGAACAGCUAAGACAGCGUAUGGGUGUUGUUAUAGUUGGGCCAAGUGGAGCAGGAAAGUCUACACUCUGGAGCAUGCUCAGGGCUGCUCUCAGCAAGACAGGCAAAGUGGUCAAGCAGUACACGAUGAAUCCAAAGGCCAUGCCCAGACAGCAGCUUUUGGGACAUAUAGACAUGGACACCAGAGAAUGGGCUGACGGCGUUCUCACACACAGUGCCAGGGCUGUGGUCAGAGAACCACAAGAGGUUAACUCCUGGAUUGUAUGCGAUGGAGACAUUGACCCAGAGUGGGUUGAAAGUCUGAACUCUGUCCUCGAUGAUAAUCGGUUGUUAACCAUGCCUAGUGGAGAACGCAUCCAGUUUGGACCCAAUGUGAACUUCCUUUUUGAGACUCAUGACCUCAGCUGUGCCUCACCAGCCACCAUAUCCCGCAUGGGUAUGAUUUUUCUCAGUGAUGAAGAUAUUGAUGUGGGAGCGUUGGUAAAGUCAUGGUUGAAGGGCCAGCCAGAGGAGUGUCGUAGUAACCUAGAGAACUGGUUGGGAGACUACUUCCAAAGAGCUCUGGACUGGGCCCUAAAACAGAAUGAUUUUGUGGUGGAAACUAGUCUGGUGGGCACAGUGUUCAAUUCUCUGUCACAUCUCAAUGCUGUGAGUGAGAGAGGACAGUUUGUUGUUGGUCUUCUGAGAGGCAUGGGAGGAAAUCUCAAUCUCAAAACAAGACAAGAGUUUGCUAAGGAGUUGCUUAGCUGGGCCAGAGAAAGUCCACCAGAUGCCAGAAAACCACUUGAUACAUACUAUGAUUCUGAGAACUGCCAUCUUGCAGCCUAUACCUUCCAGCGUCCUGAGGGUCUUAUGCUGGAACAGUUCUCUCACACACAUAUGCUGCCUGUAAUAGAGACUCCAGGCAUGCAGAGAGGUCUGCAUGCUUUCUCCCCAUGGCUCACAGCUCAGCACAGGCAGCCCUUCAUGGUGGUAGGGCCUGAGGGAUGCGGAAAAGGCAUGCUCCUGCGCUACGCCUUCUCUCGGCUGCGUUCUACCCAAGUUGCUGUGGUUCACUGCAGUGCCCAGACCUCAUCUCGCCAUGUCCUGCAGAAGCUCAGCCAGACGUGUCUGCUGCUUAGCUCAAACACUGGCAGGGUGUUCAGACCCAAGGACUGUGAAAACCUUGUCCUUUACUUGAAAGACAUCAACCUGCCCAAACCAGACAAAUGGGGGACCAGCAACCUUACUGCCUUUCUGCAACAGGUGUUGACAUAUAAAGGAUUCUAUGAUGAAAAUCUAGAGUGGGUGAGCCUUGAGAACAUUCAGGUAGUGGCCUCCAUGUCAACUGGGGGUUCUGUUGGCAGCCAUUCACUCACCUCCCGCUUCACUUCUAUUGUACGCAUCUGCACCAUAGACUAUCCAGACAGAGAGCAGCUGCAAAACAUCUACUCAGCUUACCUGCAGCCAGUUCUCCACCAUAGUCUUGGAAGCCAGGCAACCUGGGCCACCACAGGGAAAACACACCAGCUGGCAGGAUCUCUUGUGCAACUUUAUGAACAGGUUAAAGCUAAGUUUACAGUGGAUGACCACAGCCACUACCUGUUCACUCCCUGUAUCCUCACAGAAUGGGUCCUCAGCCUUCUGAGAUAUGACCUCACUGCAGCUCAAUCUAAUUUGACAGACAGCGUGUUGGAGGUGGUAGCAUACGAAGCCAGGAGGCUGUUCAGAGACCGACUGGUUUCCUCUAAAGACCUUCACACCUUUGAUAACAUCCUCUCCUCCAUCAUACGGGGAGACUGGGGCUCUGAUGCUCUGGACAACAUGACUGAUGGUUUCUUUGUGACCUGGGGAGCCUCUGAAGGGGCUGUGGUGGCUCCAGGCCAGCCUCUGCCUCCGCAUGGUAAACAGCUGGGUCGCCUGGAUUCUGCUGAUUUAAAACAAGUUAUACAGAAGGGAGUAGUUCUGUACAGCCGUGAUAACAAAGAGCUGGACCUUAUCCUGUUCUGGGAAGUGUGUGACUUUGUGUCCAGGGUGGAUCGGGUUCUGAGCCGGCCUGGUGGCUCUCUGCUUCUGGCUGGUCGGAGUGGAGUGGGUCGGCACACAGCCACAUGCCUGGUGUCACACAUGCAUGGAUACACGUUGUUCACGCCCAAAAUCUCCCGUGGUUAUAGCCUCAAGAAUUUCAGCAAUGAUCUCAAGAUGGUGAUGCAAAUGGCCGGUCUGGAUGGUCAACAGGUAGUUUUACUGUUGGAGGAUUAUCAGUUUGUCCACCCUGCUUUUUUGGAGAUGGUGAACAGCCUGCUGUCAUCAGGUGAAGUUCCAGGUCUGUACACCCCAGAGGAACUUGAGCCUCUGCUUUUGCCCCUCAAAGAUGCUGCUUCCCAGGAUGGAUUUACAGGACCACUCUACAACUACUUUUCCUUCAGAAUCCAGCAGAACCUUCACAUCAUCCUGAUCAUGGACUGCUCUAAUUCUAACUUCACCAUCAACUGUGAGAGCAACCCGGCUUUUUACCGCAAGUGUUCUGUCCAGUGGAUGGAAGGAUGGUCUGAGAGCAGCAUGAAAAAGAUUCCUGAGCUCCUGUUAGCAAAAACAGAAGGAGGAGAGGAGAGCGAAAGAAGAAAGGUAUCAAAUAGGAAAAGCACAGGUUCUGAGCAAGGAGACUUGUCCCAUUUGUUCCUAAUGGUCCAUGAGUCAUGUAGAGAACAUGGUGCAACACCAAGUCAGUACAUGGCCUUUCUGCAUGUAUACACAACCUUAUACAGCCGGAAGCAAAGCCAGCUUACAACAAGGCAACAGCAUCUACAGGCAGGUGUGUCUAAGCUAAAUGAAGCUAAAGCACUGGUUGAUGAUUUGAAGAGGCGGGCUGCAGAGCAGAGUGCACUACUGAAGACUAAACAGCAGGAGGCAGAUGCUGCCCUGCAGGAAAUCACCAUCUCCAUGCAGAAUGCCAGUGACCAGAAGACAGAAAUGGAAAAAAUAAAAGAGAAGAUGGCUCAAGAAGUGUCUAAGAUUGAAGAGAGAAAAGCCAAAAUAGAAGAUGAGUUGAAGGAAGUACAGCCUUUGGUAGAUGAAGCAAAGCGUGCAGUUGGAAACAUCAAGCCUGAAGCUCUCUCUGAGAUCCGCUCCCUCCGCAUGCCCCCUGAUGUCAUUAGAGACAUCCUGGAAGGGGUCCUGAGACUGAUGGGCAUCUUUGACACCACCUGGGUCAGCAUGAAGAGCUUUCUGGCUAAGCGUGGUGUCAGGGAGGACAUAGCCACAUUUGAAGCAAGGAACAUCACUCCUGAGAUACGCCAGAGUGUAGAAGAGCUGCUCAACAGGAACAAGGCCUCCUUCGACCCUAAGAGUGCAAAGCGUGCCAGUGCUGCAGCUGCUCCUCUGGCUGCCUGGGUCAAAGCCAAUGUCCAGUACUCCUUCGUCCUAGAGAGAAUAGAGCCUCUGGAGAGGGAGCAAGCUGGACUACUGGAAAACCUUAGAAAGACAGAGAGUAGGAAGAACAAACUGGAGGAUCAGCUCAACAAUGUUGGAGCCAAAGUCAACAAGCUGAAAGAGAAGUUUCAGUGCCAUACAGCAGAGGCUGCUAAGUUAGAGUCUGAGGUCACGAAAGCUCAGGAUACGAUCACUGCAGCCCAGCAGCUCAUAUCACAACUGGAUGGAGAACACACACGUUGGAAUGCUCAGAUGUCUGAGAUAAAGAACGAGUUAGACACGCUCCCUAUCAGGGCCCUGCUUGCUGCAGCCUUCAUCACCUAUCUGUCUGCUGCAUCUGAAGACCGUAGAAAACACUGUCUGGAGACAUGGAUGGAUCAAUCAGUACUACAGAAGUUUGACUUGCGUUCGUUCUUGUGCUCGGAAAGUGAACAGCUUAUCUGGAAGAGUCAAGGGCUGCCAUCAGAUGACCUCUCUAUGGAGAAUGCACUGGUUAUACUACAGAGUGUCGCCUGUCCAUUCCUGAUUGACCCAUCAUCCCGAGCUACAGAGUGGUUAUCCACACAUCUCAAAGAACACAAAUUAGAAAUUAUCAACCAGCAGGAUAGCAACUUCCUGACUUCCCUGGAGCUGGCAGUGAGAUUUGGAAAAACACUAAUCAUCCAGGAGAUGGAUGGUGUUGAACCUGUUCUCUAUCCGCUGCUGAGGAGGGACCUCAUAGCACAGGGUCCUCGAUAUGUGGUUCAAAUAGGAGACAAGGUUAUUGAUUACAAUGAGGACUUCCGUCUAUUCCUGGCAACACGGAAUCCCAAUCCCUACAUCCCUCCUGACGCUGCCUCUGUGGUUACAGAGGUCAACUUCACUACCACCAGGGCAGGGUUGCGAGGACAGCUGCUAGCUUUGACCAUCCAGCAAGAGAAGCCAGAAUUGGAGACAGAGAAAACAAGAUUACUGCAACAAGAAGAGGACAAGAAGAUACAGUUGGCUCAGCUGGAAGAAUCUCUAUUAGAGACUUUGGCCACAGCUCAGGGUAAUAUACUGGAGAACAGGGAGCUGAUAGACAGUCUGAACCAGACCAAAGCCAGCAGCGCCCUGAUCCAGGAGUCGCUGGUGGAAUCACACAGACUGCAGGCAUCCUUGGACCAGGAGCGGGAUGCCUACCUACCUCUUGCAGAGAGUGCCAGCAAGAUGUAUUUCGUCAUCACAGACUUGUCAAAGAUCAACAAUAUGUACCGCUUCAGUCUCGCUUCUUUUCUGCGACUCUUCCAAAGGGCUCUUCAGGCCAAGAAGGAAGAAGAAAAUACUGAAGCCAGGAUUGCUGCUCUGGAGGCCAACUUGAAGAAUAUGGUGUAUGAAUAUGUUUGCCGGUCACUUUUCAAGGCUGACCAGCUGAUGUUUGCCAUGUACUUUGUGAAAGGCAUGUACCACCACCUCAUCCAGGAAAAUGAGUGGGAUGUCUUCACUGGAUCAAUUGUAGGAGACAUGUUUAAGAAAGAGGAGUUCCUAUCUUGGAUUGAUCAGGAAAGGCAUGGAGCAGUGGUCAUUUUAAAAGUUACAUUCCCAGCUCUCUACCAGACCCUGUGUUUGAGCAACUCAGACCUUUGGCUGUCCUUCUUGCAAAGCUCACAGUGUGAACAGGAAAUCCCAUCCUCCAUUGCCAAGAAGAUUAGUCUCUUCCAGCAGCUCUUAUUGGUUCAGGCAGUCAGACCCGACCGGCUGCAGAGCGCCAUGACUGCCUUUGCCUCCCGUGCCCUGGGUAUGAGAGAGCUCUCCCCACCUCCUCUGAAUCUGCGGCGUCUCUACACUGAAACAAUGGAGUGGGAGCCAGUGUUAAUCAUCAUCUCUCCAGGGGCAGACCCAUCCCAGGAGCUUGCAGAACUAGCAGCAGAGACUGUUGGCAGGGACAGCUAUCAUGAGAUCUCCAUGGGUCAGGGACAAGCUGAUGUGGCCUUAGCCACACUCCGAGAAUGUUCCCGAAAUGGAGAGUGGCUUUGCCUGAAAAAUCUUCAUCUUGUCACAGUCUGGCUACCCCUACUGGAAAAAGAACUAAAUGUGCUGCGACCCAAAGCAAGCUUCCGUCUCUGGCUGACAGCAGAAGUUCACCCCAAGUUUCCUCCCAUUUUGUUGCAGUCCAGCCUUAAGAUCACGUAUGAGGCUCCUCCAGGGCUGAAGAAGAAUCUGCUGAGAACAUACGAGUCCUGGUCUUCAGAGCAAAUCAGUAAAGGAGGCAGUUUGGCCAGAGCUCAAUCUCUUUUCUGCCUGGCUUGGUUCCAUGCCGUAUGUCAGGAGAGACGAAACUACAUCCCACAGGGCUGGACAAAGUUCUAUGAGUUUUCUUUGUCAGACCUCCGUGCUGGCUUUGAGAUCAUCGAUAGGCUUUUUGAAGGUGGUAAACUUUUCCAGUGGGAAUUUGUUCAUGGCCUGUUGGAGAGCGCCAUCUACGGUGGACGUAUAGACAACCCCUCUGACCUCCGCAUCUUGCGCUCCUACCUUGAGCAGUUCUUCUCAGCACGACUCCUGUCGUCCUCCCUUGCAGCCGGACAGAGGAAGAGCAAAGCAGGAACAUGUGUUUUUCCACCUCAAAUCAGCCUCCCAAACUCCUGCUCCAUAUUGGACUACUGCAGUGUAAUAGAAAAUCUCCCAGAGGAUGAUAGGCCUGCAUUUUUCGGUUUGCCCGCCAACAUAGAGAGAUCCUCGCAGAGAAUCAUCAGCUCCCAGGUAAUUUCCCAGCUGCGUCUCCUCAGCCGCUCAGUGGCAACAGGCUCUAAGUUUGACAGGGAUCUCUGGUCGAAUGGUCUUUCACCAAUCCUCAACUUAUGGAAAAAACUCAACCAGGGUUCUACUCUAAUCCAUCAGAAAGUAGAUCCACCUACAGAAAGUCACAAGUCACCAGUCUUGUCUUUUGUUGCUCUGGAGCAGUUCAAUGCUAUCCGUUUGGUCCAGAGCAUCCACCAGUCUCUGGCCGCGCUGAGCAAAGUCAUCAGAGGGACUCAGCUGUUAACCCCAGAGGUCCAGAAACUGGCGACUGCUCUGCUAAAUCAGGAGUGUCCUUUAACAUGGCAGAAUAAAUGGGAAGGACCAGAGGAGCCGAUGCAGUACCUUAGAGCCGUGGUAACUCGGGCUCUGGCCAUACAGAGUUGGGUGGAGCGUGCAAGUAGACAAGCUCUUCUUUCUGACAUCCUCGAUUUAUCAGAGCUCUUCCACCCCGAUACCUUCCUCAAUGCUUUGAGACAGGAAACAGCCAGGUCCAUGGGCUGUUCAAUGGAUAGUUUGGUGUUUGUCUCAUCAUGGAAAAGCCCCAUUGCCCAGGCCAAGCUACAAGUCAAGGUUGGAGGUCUCCAGUUGGAGGGUUGUCGUUUCGACGGCAACCAUCUAAGUGAAAACCAGCAUGAUUCUCCCAGUGUGUCCGCUGUCCCACCAUGCUACAUGGCCUGGAUACCACAGAGCUCUGCUGCUGACCCCACUGCAUCAGAUGAGAGUAUAUGGCUGCCGCUGUACACCAACUCAGAAAGAGCGAAGGUGGUCACACACGUCUCACUGCCCUGCAGAGCAAACUCCAACCAGUGGAUACAGGCUGGAGCUGCUCUCUUCCUCAAGCAGCAGUGAAAACUUGUCAUCUCUGGGAGGCCAAGCACAUACAGACUGUAACCACAAAUGCUUUAGUUGUUCUAAGUCAAUGCAGAUCUGAGUGUCUCGGGAUGAUGUGUUUGCAUCCCAAAAUGCACAGCCCUGAAAGUGCUUCUGGUUUAAGUGGUUUAACAUGUAGACCAGAUUUUUUAAAUCUCAGUGGACUUGUCACUGACUCUUUCAUUAUAAGCCACGUACAAGAAAAAAACAAAACAAACAAAAAAAAAAAACAGUAAGUUAGGGAAGAGAAAAAAAGACUUGUUAGCUCUUCUGCUGUUAGUCUCACACAACACUACUCUGCACAUCAUAUAGAUUUUAUAAAAUACUGUACAACUGUCAAAGCCUGGAGGUUUUCUGUACAGUUAUUCUGUUAACUGUGUGUAUAUUUUUUUUACUUAUUUAUGCAAAAUAAACGUUAAAUAAACA
Melanotaenia boesemani (Boeseman's rainbowfish) is the source of this 13451-nucleotide messenger RNA. RefSeq names its product cytoplasmic dynein 2 heavy chain 1 (gene dync2h1). Gene Ontology annotation, molecular function: minus-end-directed microtubule motor activity; ATP binding; ATP hydrolysis activity. Gene Ontology annotation, cellular component: dynein complex. Bases 90 to 13004 code for a protein of 4304 amino acids. The transcript has 96 exons. The record is from RefSeq and is a predicted model, not a curated record. Gene Ontology annotation, biological process: microtubule-based movement. NCBI's taxonomy places the organism in Eukaryota, Metazoa, Chordata, Actinopteri, Atheriniformes, Melanotaeniidae.